Parnassius mnemosyne (clouded apollo) is the source of this 687-nucleotide messenger RNA. The record is from the annotation of a GenBank genome assembly. Lineage: Eukaryota; Metazoa; Arthropoda; Insecta; Lepidoptera; Papilionidae.
AUGGAUAAGAAACCUGGAAGAGGAUCAAGAUUAGCUGGUUCCAUUGUGAUUGCUGUUAAUUUGUUUUUUAUGGUAAUCUGCGUGACGCUGUUCGCAAUAUGCUUAUGGAUCAUUUCGUCGCCAAGUACACUGUCGUAUGUCAUACAAACUGUAGGCAGUCCCACUAUGAAGGUGCUCUUCCCCCUGGAUGUUCUUAACGUUCACCUUGGUGUCGUGCUGGCUAUCAUGGCGAUUUUCUUCUUCUUCAUAUCUUACAUGGGUUUCUGUGGCGCUAUUAACUGCUCAAAGUUUCUGCUCUUUAUGUAUUCAACCCUGGUGAUUCUACUGCUUCUUCUUGAAUGUGCUUUAUUUUUCUACUACACUUCAAAUUUAGUGGAGAAGGGUCUUCAAGUGGAAGAUGGUCAAUUAAAUCAUGCACUGAGGCUUUCUUUUCGAUGUUGCGAACAUAAUUACACCUCCAAUAUAGUGGAGAAGAUCCAACCGCCAUGGUCGUGUUGUGGUGUUCGUGGCUUCCCUGUUAACUGCACCGCUGAGCGAGCCUACACACAAAACUGUCAACAGACUAUAGCGGCUUGGCUCGAUCGAUACCAGCCCGCCAUCUAUGUUUCACUAACGAUACUACACGUUCUGUUGUCGUCCUGUUCGCUCAUACGCCGAGCUCGCAGUCCAUCUCGCUCGUACAGCUAG